Selaginella moellendorffii is the source of this 1551-nucleotide messenger RNA. RefSeq names its product pentatricopeptide repeat-containing protein At4g02750. NCBI's taxonomy places the organism in Eukaryota, Viridiplantae, Streptophyta, Lycopodiopsida, Selaginellales, Selaginellaceae. Gene Ontology annotation, molecular function: protein binding. The transcript has a single exon. The record is from RefSeq and is a predicted model, not a curated record. Bases 1 to 1551 code for a protein of 516 amino acids.
AUGCUAAGCGCAUUUGGAAGAGCUGAGCUGGUCCGGGAAGCCAGUUCUUGUUUCCAGAAAAUGCCGGAGAGAAAUCUGGUGUCCUGGACUGUCAUGCUUGCGCUAUUUGCCCGUGUUGGGCGUUUUCAAGAACUUCGACUCUUGUUCAAUGAAAUGCCGGAACGAGACAUGGUGGUUUGGUCCGUUUUCUUGUCCGCGUACGCUAAACACGGUAUCCUUUCAGAAACCACAAAAGUGUUCUAUUCCAUGCCGGAAUGGAACUUGGCUUGCUGGACCAACUUGCUCUUGGUAAAUGCCCAUAAAGGGCAUCUUGAGGACGCGAAGAACAUCUUUGACUCGAUGGAGGAGCACGAUGUGGUGUCGUGGACUGCACUUCUUACUGCCUAUUCUCGUCACGGAGAUGUUUUCUACGCUUGCAAAGUUUUUAAUCUGAUGGCUUUCAAGAACAUUGUCUCAUGGAAUGCCAUGCUCGCAGCAUUUGCCGUGUCAGGGCAUAUACAAGAGGCGGAAGAAACUUUCAAAAAGAUGCCGGAACGAGAUUUGGUGUCGUGGAUCACGCUGCUCGUCGCGUACUCCAUCCGCGGAAGAGUUGACGAGGCUAGGAAAACUUUCAAUAGCAUGCCCAGAUUGAAUCUUGUAGCCUGGAAUGCAAUGCUCACGGCCUAUGCUCACGGUGGAUUCCUUGGCAAAGCGAGGGAGCUUUACAGAUCCAUGCCGGAGAAGAAUCCGGUGUCGCACAGCGCAAUGUUGGCCGCGGAAGCGCAGCUCGGAGAUUUAAGACAAGCUCAAAACUUGUUUGAUGCGAUGAGAGAUCGGACUCUCGCUUCGUGGACGUGCAUGCUAACCGGAUUUGCAAGGGAGGGGCAUCUCGAAGAAGCCCAGCAAAUGUAUGAGCUGAUGGGACAGAGCAAAGAUCUCAUCGCCCAAAACGCGAUGCUCUCCGCCUUUGCUCGCAACAAGGCGAUCGGAAGCGCCGAGAGAUUCUUCUGGGAAGGAAUGGAGGAGCACGACUCGGUGUCUUGGACGAUCAUGGUCUCCGGCUACGCUCUCGCCGGUCGUCUCGAUGUAGCGAAGAAGAUGUUCGAUGGGAUGAUCGAUCGAGACAUGGUAUCCAGGGACGCAAUGCUUGCGGGAUUUGCUCACGGCAGUCGCUCCAAGGAAACCAUCGAGCUCUUCCACCGCGGGAGCUUAAUGGAUUCUCCAGACGACGUUGCUUUGGUCCUGGUUUUGCUUGCUUGCGGCCACUCCGGGGACGUGUUCUUGGCAAGGCAGUACUUUCGUAGCCUGGAAGUCGACUAUAGUGUCAAGCCACUCAAGCAGCAUUUUUCCUGCGUGAUCGAUCUCCUUGGUCGAGCCGGCUACCUGGAAUUCGCAGAGAAUCUCAUAGAUUCUAUGCCGUUCUUGCCUGAAGCAUCGGACUGGACUAGCCUUCUCGGGUCGUGCCGAUCGUAUAGAGAUCCCGAGCGAGGAGCACGAGUUAUGCAAAAGCUUGUAGCUUGCAAUGCCAGUCUCGGUUCUCCAUAUCAGCUGCUAUCGUCCGCUCUUACGUGA